AUGUCGACCUCCUCGCUGCGCCGCCAGAUGAAGAACAUCGUGCACAACUACUCUGAGGCGGAGAUCAAGGUGCGGGAGGCCACGUCCAACGACCCUUGGGGCCCGUCCAGCUCCCUCAUGUCUGAAAUCGCAGACCUCACUUAUAACGUGGUGGCCUUCUCCGAAAUCAUGAGCAUGAUCUGGAAGCGUCUCAACGACCACGGCAAAAACUGGCGUCACGUCUAUAAGGUAACGAGCUUGGCGGUGGUGGAUUCAGUUUCCCUUGGUCAUGAAAGGCGGCUCUGCCAAAUCGAGGGAGGUUACUUAGCUCAGUUGUAGCAUGUGCCCUUUGCCUGUUUAGGGCCUCAAUUUCAGGCCCAGGUAACUUGGGGUGAAGCAGCGAUAGGCAGUCUUUUCCCAGACAAGGGCAGGGUUUGGGUUUUGGUGACCCGUAGGGGACCACAUGAUUGGGGGGGCGGCGGUUUACUGCCAGAUGGGGCAGCAAGGCCAGAUCAGAAAGGCACAGAGACGGUAUCUCAGCUGCAGGGAAACUGCCAUGAGUACCACUUUGCAAUUGCUUUUCCAUUGCAUAAGGAAAUAUAAAACCUUGAGCUCCCCCAGCGCCUUGCCUGUGCUUGCUUCUCCUUGGUGUGAGCUUUCUUAUAUCUGGUGAAACUGAUGACGUUGCUACUUUCCAAUGGUUCUCCAAAUUCAAGCCUCAUGGUUGCAGAGUGACAAGUGAAAGUAUUGAAGAGAAGUGCUGAAGGAUCUUGGCUGGCACAAGGCUGAGAAAGUGGUCCCUCCAGGGACCUUGGACUGGAGUCUCUGCCAAUUGGGGAGUUAACUGUUCUGGCCUUAUUGGAACAUUUGUUCUGAUUUGGUAUCAGACAAAUGUUAGAUCUCGUUUUUAGAAGCCCCUCUGGCUAGUGCUUUGGGCCUCUUCCACCACUCUACUUCUGUGAAGAAUUACGCACAAUCUUUUCUCCCUCUCUCGUAAUACUUGAAUGACCUUCCUCAUCCUGGCACCUUCUGUAUGUUUGUUGGCAUUCAGCCAGCAGUGCCAGGGAUCAGGUGUGCUGGAAGCUGGAAUCCCGUUUUUCUCCUUCUUCUUCCAGGCCAUGACGCUGAUGGAAUACCUGAUCAAGACGGGCUCAGAGCGGGUGGCGCAGCAAUGCAAGGAGAACAUCUACGCCAUCCAGACGCUAAAAGACUUCCAGUACGUUGACCGUGAUGGCAAGGAUCAGGGAGUCAAUGUGCGGGAGAAGGCCAAGCAGCUAGUGGCCCUCCUCAAAGACGACGAGCGUCUCAAGGAGGAGCGGGCCCAUGCCCUCAAAACCAAGGAGAAGCUGGCCCAGACUGCGACCGGUGAGUGCUCAUUCCCAGCCGGGUGGCCUCAGUCAGGCUGGCAAGCGUUGCCUAAACUGUUUAGAUGGGUUGUGGAGCCUGUAUGGUGUGGCUGUUAAGAGCAGCCAUUGCCAACCUGCUGCCUCCAGAUGUUUGAGACUUCAGACUCCAGCCAGCUUGCCCAGGUGGCUGAUGGGAGUUGUAGUCCAAAACAUCUGGAGGGCACCACGUUGGCUGGGAUGGAGUAUAAGCAGGUUCAGAUCACUACAUAGCUGUGAAAUUAACUGUGCAACUUCAGGACAGUAGCUGUUUCUCUGAGCUCAGGAAUGGCCAGUGUGGUGCCCUCCAGACGCUGAUGGACGACAUCUCCCAUCAUUCCUAACCCUUAGCCAUGCUGGCUGGGGCUGAUGGGAUUUGGAGUUAGACAACAUCUGGAGGGCAACACAUCUGCUAACACAGCCUAAGUUAUUGUGCAGGGUUGCUGUGUGAAUAAUACAGUUAGGAUACACUCAACUCCCCCGUGCACAACCAAACUGCAAGGUACACUACAUAAAACCCAACUCAAGGGGGAUGGGAUAAACGUUUUUAUAUAGAAAUAAUUUUUCAAAUGUCGUUUGUAGCGAGCACAAGCAGUUAGAAGGGGAGGUGUGAGCUCUCCCUUGACCCCCUCCCAAUUGAGUUAAGAGUGGAUUGUUUGGGUUCUAAGGCAGGGGUAGGCAGCAGGUGAAUUGGAACCUGUUGAUAUAUCAUCACUGAAUUGAGGUAGAUAAAGAUUUCUGAUUCCCAAUCGUUUAACAGUGGCAACAAUAAAACGAUCCCCUUCCAAAUUAUACCACUGGCAUGAAGAAUGCUUGGGGGCAGUGGCUAUAACCAGGAGUGAAUGUUUGUUAGGAAGGAGAAGGAGCUCACUUUUCUUCUGCUUUUCAGAACUAAUCCCAGUGUUCAGCAUGGGUUUAAUGCCCAAUGUCCACCUUUUGCACUAGGCUCCAGUUAGUGGAUCUUGGGGGUUCUAGUAAAAAACAACCCCAAGCACUCAAAGUAGAUUCUUCAGGCUUGAAAGGCCUGUUCCAAGGUGGUCUCCUAUAGCAGGAAUGGCUAUAGGCAGCCCAUGGGCCAGAUCCACCUGCAAAACAAACUGAGGUGAGGAGUGUUAAACAAGGUGCAGUUAGGCAAAAGUGUGCAUCAUUCUGUUUGUAAGGAAAAGCAGCAACGGAAUGUGUGGGUUUGUGCUUGCGCUGUUCUCUUGCCACCACCUGCUAAGGCUGGGAAGACCAAAGGUCCACUGCUAGUUAGCACCUUGAGGUGAGUCCUUGAGGAAGGUACUGAUAUGCCUCUGAAUACCAGUUGCAGGAAACUGCAGGCAGGGAGAGUUGCCGUUAUGCUCAGUUCCUGCUUGCAUGCUUCCCACAGGCAUCUGAAUUGGCCACUGUGAGAACAGGAUGCUGGACUAGAUGGGCCAUUUGUCUGAUCCAGCAGAGCAUUUCUUAUGUUCUAAUGAAGAAUGAUAGUUCCCCAGGCCUUCUACCUCUGUACUGAAAUAACUUCUCACCUUCUGUGUAGGUCAGGCACCCCCAAACUCGGCCCUCCAGAUAUUUUGGGACUACAACUCCCAUCAUCCCUAGCUAAAAGGACCAGUGGUCAGGGAUGAUGGGAACUGUAGUCCCCAAACAUCUGGAGGGCCGAGUUUGGGGAUGUCUGGUGUUGGUGCUUUCUGUAGCUGGAAAACUCUUUAGUGCUAGGUCAUACCAGACCAGGACAUCAUCUGAGCCAUAUGAUGCAGCUGUAAAGCUAAGCAGGUUCAGGCCUGGUCAGUAAUUGUCUGGGAGUUUUAGGCAUGCCACUGGACUUUCCUCAUGGGAGGAAAGUGUGAUGUGGAUAUAAUAUUUUUAUUGCAGAGCUCGACAGUCUGGACAGGAACAGGAAGCUGGAUUCUUCUGGCCACCAGACCACUUAUGGUGGAAAAUAUAGCCUCCCUUAGCAAAAUAGUGGGUUGUUCCCAUGGAGUAGCCUUCUCCAACCUUGUGCUCACAGCUUUGCUGGCUUGGACUGACAGCGGCUGCAGUCCAAAACCGUCUGGAGAGCAGCAGCUUGGGGAAGGAGGCUGAAGAGAUUAGAAGAUGGUGUACAAAAGACCCUUCUGUGAGGAUACUGGAUAGAAGAAAAACCACAUGUUCCUCUCUUGGGUUGUUCCUUGAAGUUGUCCUGGGAAGGUCUUUGGGGCCCGUCCCUAUGUUGUUCCCUGUUGGUUCUUCUCCUGAAAUGUCACCUGCUGAAAUGUCAGAGACAGCCGCUCAUCCCUGAUAAAAUGUGGCUCUGGCUCUGCAAAACCAUGUUCCCCUCCCUCUUGAACUUGGCGGGUCGCCAGGCUCAGAGGCUAAGUUACAGGCCUCUGUGAUCUGUCAGUGCCCCCUUUCCAUUUUGAUAACCCCUAGAUCAAAUUCCAACUCUGUUGUUUGCAAAGUGCCUGGCAGGGCAGAAUGAGAUAAGGAAAUGGGAGUAGCUUUUGCUUCCUAUUCUAAACUGCUCAGCAGAAUUAUGAGGAAUUGGUUAAACAUUAGAGGCAUGUAAUAAGCAAGAGGCAGGGGGAAUUUCUGUCUUCCAGUCUGCUAAAAGGGCUACAGCCCAUACUGAAUGAGCUUAUCAUUUACCCCUUAUCCGUAUUCCCACUUAAAAACACCCCCACCCUCGACGUGCAGAGAGCCAGUCUGCUGCUAUUUAUUCUUCUGGUGAACACCCAAAGUCCAAUGCUUCAAUCACACAGACCACCUGAUCUCAUUCCUAAGCCCAUUGAUUGAAAUACAAUACAAUAAAUUCCUGAAUACAGUCGCUUCUAAAGUGGACUAUAGACUUUAAAACUAUAAAAUCACAACUGCAGAUAAAUAAAAAGCAGCAGCAGCAGUUCCACUCAGCCUACGGCAGUCCUGAACAUUGGCUUCUCACUCUUGGAUGUAUCAGGAUUCCUGCGGUGAUUUUGGGCUGGGAUAGCACAGGAUGACCUGGAACAAGGCAGGUUAUCCUGAUGAGAAAAGCAGAGAGUGGGCAGAGCCUAACUAGAAGAGAUAGUAGAGAGCACUUUUUAUUUAAAAAUAGCUCCCACCACCACUUCAGUCAGGUAUAUUGGGUGACCCCAAGUUCUAAUUUUGGAGUAGAGAAGAGGCCAUAUCUCAGUGGUCAAGCGUGUGCUUUGUAUACAGAAAGUCUUGGGUUCAACUCCUGGCAUAUCUUACUUAAACGAGUUGUAUAUCAGGUGCUGAGAGGGACCUCGUUCUGCCUGAGAUGCUCGGGAGCUACUGCCAGUCAGAGUAGAAUAGGUAUGGGGGAACUUUUGGCCCUCCAGCUGUGGCUAAAUGAUAAAUCCCAACAGCCCCAGCAAGCCUGGCCAAUGGCCAAGCCUGAUGGGAGUCAGCGUUCAGCCAUGGGUUCCCAACACCUGAAGUAGACAAUACUGUGGGCUAGAUGGACAAAUAGCCUGAUCUGUUCUAAGGCAGCUUCUUGAUUCCUUGAUCUGGCUUGUUCUGAAUUCUGCUGCUGUUGCAGAUUAGAAGUUCCAUUUUUCUCUUCCUCUUCUUCCCACCCCAGCCUGUCCCUAGUACUGGCAGCAUUGGCAGUUUAGGCCUGAGGCUUCCUCAUUAGCUGGCCUCUCUUCGGAGGACAAAGUGUGUGGACUGAAGCUUGGAUGGAGCCAAAAACUGUUUCUCAAAAGGGUAGUUGCUGGAGCCUUCCACGUGGCUUGGAAGACAUUAAGAAACAACUGCAAAUUAAUUGAGCUCUUUGCCUUUCAGUUAUCCUAACUCUUGAUUCAGAACCUGCUUUCAUGCUGGGUGUGUCAUAUCAGUUGAGCUUUAAGCCCAGCCCUACAAGAAGUGUUCUCCUUUGGUCUUGCGGAGAACUAACUCUUUAGCCUACCAUCUCUUUCUUUGGGCUCAUAUAAUAAAGCCACAGUGAUCCCCCCCUUAAGUUGUUAAUUGGAAUAGCCAGACAGGUUCCAGAAGGGCACAUAAGCACUCUGGAUAGUUCCAGGUUGAGGGAAUCCCUAAAAGUCCACACCUCGACAGCCCAACUUCUGCUCUUUUAUCACCCUUUACCGUUUCCCAAAUUAACACAUUGUUUCCCAUCUCUUUAUAUACUAUUCUUCCCCCCUCAAUUGCACCCUCAUCCACAGUCUGCCGUUUUGAUGGGCCCAACAUAGAUGAUGAAUAUUCUGUGGUUGCUAGGCAACUGCAGGGCCGGUAUGAGUCUGCUUAGAGGCCUAGGAAGCCACAUAUUUGGUGUUUACUAAGCCCUUCCCCAGGCCCACAAAACUCCUCAGUGUGGCUCCAGAAAGCCAGUAAGUGGCAGCUCAGUCAAGUUUGGGAAUAAGUAUCUCAUUUCUCCACUGAACAGAUGGGACUUGUUCCCGAGCAAGGCUAAAAUAUGCCAAUGACUCCCCUUAGUUCAUCGGAGAUAAUUACAUUUUUGCUCCUUUCCAUUCCAAUCCACCUCUUUCUUUCUUUCUUUCUUUCUUUCUUUCUUUCUUUCUUUCUUGUCAAGGAUGAGAUUUGGGAGAGACCAAGCUCUCCAAAUAUGCCCUGUACAUUUUGACAGAUUUGCGUUAUCUGAAGAGCACGCAAGCGUCGGUUACACAAAACCUUUUCCCGGUGGGCAAAAUAACUUUCCCAUUAGCUGACACAGAGCUCAAAAGCUUGCAGCCUCCCGUUUGUGAGAGGAAUUUGGUCUAGUGCUGUCGUAUGUAUUUCGGCCGGGCUUGUGUGUGUGUGUGUGAGAGAGAGAGAGAGAGAGAGAGACUCAACAGUUCCCUGCCGGGUUUCCCUCUGACAGGGAAAACAUGCCCACAGAGAAAGAUUAGUGAAUCAUCUGGCAGGCAAGUUCCUCUUUUGAGGGUAGAUCCAUGUACCAGGCUGGCAGAACUUGUUCCCUUGAGGAGAAAGUGGUGGUGGCGAUAAUGAAGGAAAACUGUAAUGACCUUGACUAUAGCAGGGAAAGCCACUGCUCUCCCUUUCCUCCCUCGGCCACCUCCGUCUCAGCCAUGGCCGGAAUCCCACCUCCAUGACACUGCUUUGUGCGGUCGCCUGCAUCCCUGCGCUAAUGAGGGAUGGCAGUUGGUGCCAGGCUGUCUAGGGGGUGGGGUAGACUUCUAUUCAGGUCAUGGCACAGCGACUGGGCCAUUCUCCUCUCUCUGCUCUGUCACCACCCCCAGCCAUCUCUGCCAAGGUUCGGCCAGAGACUGGGGCUGGAUCUUCCACGGUGUGACGGCUGUUCCAUCCAUGUUCUAUUAGCUGAACCAGGGUCCUUAUUUCCCCACCCCUCUCCUGCGCAUGCUAAUUGCUGACAUGUAUCAAAUGUGAACCUCAUGCUGCAGUCAGGUGUGCCUCCUACCAGUGGUUAGGGGAAAUGUCCACCUGCUUCCCCACAAUUUCUGCAAAUUUCUAAAACUGAUCGCAGUUUAUCCCGUUGGCUCAGAGCAGAUGAUAAAGUUAAAAAGGAUUGCUUUUUUAUUAUUACACUCUGCAUGGUGUUUGACAAAGUUGCAAGGGACAGCUCCCAGCCUGGAAAAACUGGAAAAAUAAAAUAUGUUCAUACUCUAAGUAGGCCAAAGUUAGUGCUAGCUGCUCAGGAAUCCACUGAGCUCACAGAACCAUCAGAGCCCAGAAUACAAGGGGCCUGGAGAGAUUGUGGGGCAGAGAAACAUAACCUGCCGCCAGUUAACUGCACACCCACUUUUUCUGUAGUGGGUCACUUUUUGCCGUGGAGAAUUAGUAAAAUUUCAGGCCCCUGAGCAGCUAAGGAUUUUGUAUAGGAUUUCAGUCCGUCCUAUGAUGUGGCAGCUUCCUGGGAUUUGGAAAUGCUUCAGCCGUGACUUCAAGGCUUCCCUGGUGUUAGAGCUGAACAGUGUGGAAACCCUUCUCGCUGUUUUAAUUGGGUGCCCUUCUCCAAGCUAUGGCUUGUCCAUUUGUACAUUCUCUGGCUGAGCAGAGAUUGGCAGCUGGGUCUAGUCAAGUCCUAGUCCACUGCUGUGUAGGGGAGGGCAAACUUGUGGGAUUCAUUGUGUGCUUUGCAGCUGGAGCCAAAUUCAGAGUGGUGGGUUGGGAGGGGAUGGAGUCAGUUACCCACUAAACCCCAUACUGGGGUAACCUGUGUGUGUUACAAAUACAGAUCUACACCUCAGUUACCAUAGAGCAGGAACACAAAAGUUUAACACUGAUUUGCAGAAAAGCAUAGUCUUGAUAGUCCUGUUUUACACUGAGGCUGAAAGAGAAGCAUUUAGCACAAGGGCAGCCAUGGGAAAAGGUAUUCAGUUGUGUGUGUUUUUUAUAUUGCUAUUGUUUAACUCUUGAAAGUCUGAACCCAUGCUGAUCUACUGCAAAUAACCCAGAGAUCUAUAAGGUAGAUUCCAGUUUGCCUGUCCUUCUGCUGUUUUUAUUUUUUUACAGGUAUUAACAAAAAUUAUAUACUGCUUUAUUGUAAAUAAAACCUCUGAAAACCACUACACCAUGGUUUGCUUUUUGCUCUCUCUAGUGAUGCUACCUCCCCAUAGCACUCUCCUGCCUGCUGUGUCCAGCUUGGACACCUUGUCCACCUUGGUGGUAUUAACCCUUUCCUUUCCCACCCGCUUUCUUGUUUCUCAGCUUCUUCAGCUUCCUCAUCUUUGGCAAAUGCCCCAGUGGAAGCGGAGCAGGCUUGGCCCCAGAGCAGCGGGGAAGAGGAGCUGCAGUUACAGCUGGCGCUGGCCAUGAGCAAAGAGGAAGCGGAGCAGGUAAGCGCCAAGGUAAAUCUGUCACUGGCGACUCUUUGGAUGGGCAGGGAGGGAAGGGAUGUUGGGGGUUGUGGACGUUUGGAGAGAGAUGUGGGUACGCCCUGCUCCCCCAGAUGAGGGGAUCUACUGUUGUGUUCUCAAGGCUUCUCCUGCAGGCAAAUAAUAAAAGCUGACUAGGAAAGCAGAGCUACAAGCUCUUUUAAUUUGGCACUUUCCUAGAGGAAAAGCCUUUCCCUCAGAUCCAGCUGGUUCUGGCUCAGAAGCGGGCAGUCCAUGGAGGUGCUGGCCUGCUAAUCUGCUUCCUGAGCAUGUCCCUUGUAUUCAGAAAUUGAGUCUUAUUCAGCUCCCCCCUCCCACCAUGAUUACCAAUGGGAAUAACAGGGGCAAGCCUGUUGACCUCUCUCACACUUACCCAUUGAUAUUUCUGCAGCCCCCCUCACCGCCCUGCAAUUUGGGGAACAAACAUGGUAAUCAUGUUGAAGGGAGGGAAGAGCCAAUCUGUGGUGCUCGUGAGAGGAAAGGAAGUGGAUCAUCUCAGGUUUUUAUCCCCCCCCCCCUUGACACACUUAGUGGUGAUACCAACUAUAUUUGCACAGGAUAAUGAUAAGGAAGCGGGAGGUGGAUUUGACCUCCACACCAGAUAGCAUGAUCCCAAAGGCUCCCCUCCACACUAUUCUGCACCUUGUAUGCUUUCUCCCAAGCUGAGACAGAAGCAAAGGAUUCUUUCGCCGCCUCUUUCUCAGCCUCAGUGGCAACUGAGGCCAACUGGAGGCCCUUCAGAUAUUCCCAUUGUUCCUGAUUACUGACCUUACUGGGAGGAGCUUGUAAGACAGUCCAGAAAGCCAGAGGCCUAGGAGCCUGAAUGUUCCCCAGUCCAUCUACCAAGAUCACCUUUGGAGAUCCUCUCCUGGGGUCUGCCAUGAUUUAAAGUGAGACGGGGCCUUUUCAGGGAUGGCCUCAUUUAUAGACAGUGUUGACACCAGGGGUGCUUACCUACCAAGUGCCUCAUAGUAGUGCUUUUAUUGGCCAUUAAAAAGGAAGCCUCAUUGUUUUGUUAUCUAUUCUGCUUGGUAUUGAUGUUUGUCUUUUCUAUGUAUACUGGCCUGAAAAUAUUUUUAUUGAGCAGCAGCCUUAAAAAAAAAUCUUCAGAUAAAAUGAUGCACUCAGUGAGAGGGCUAAAGAAGAUUUUGCUUUUGCCUUGGCUUAUGAGAGAGUGAACAAAGUCCAAAAGGAGGAUCCUGGUAACUUAAAACACACACGUUGCAAGAUUCACCAUGGCUUACCACCCUGCACCAAAAAAGGUUCACUAAUUAGAAAGCACCAGGGAGAUUUGGAGCACCAUGUAAAAUGUAUAGAAUUCAUAGAAAUACAUCCCAUUAGUCCUGGGGCAAAGAUCCAUUUCAGCCCAGCAGGCCCAGACCCUCCUGACCAGCCACCCCAAUAGUUAAAAGAUGGUUACUUUUGUAGUAGUUGCAUAAAUUGGUUUUACCAAAUCAGAUUGCUGAAACUGUGCAAUCCCCCCCCCCAAUCAAAUACUUAACAUUUUGGCCCAGAAGGGCAUGAAGUUCAUGCCUCCUCCGUAAAUGAAUAUUUUUUGGUGGAGUUGUAAAUUGGUGGGCAGAGCUGAUUCAGCUAUUGGCCAAUGUCAGCCCUUCUGGACCUUCCAGCUCUUGCUCAAUUUAAAAAAUAUGCCCCCUGUUCGUUUGGUUUUUUUUAAAAAAAAACAAUAACUGCUGACCAGGAAGGUGGGGGAAGGGAGGACAUGAGAUUUAUGCUGACUCAAUGAACAGAUUGACUUGUCCAGCUUUGUUUCUAGUGUGUGACCCCCUCUGGGCAGACGCUGCUAGCAGAGCCUUGUGGGCGGCUGAGCUUUUCCGUAAGCAUUUUGGUAAUGAAGUCAGUCCCCGUUGGGGGAACGGAACCCUAGAGUUGCUGGCCACACGCUCCACUGGCCCACGUUGGGAGCAGAGGCUGAUGGGUAGCGGGCCGGUCUGCUAGCUGCCAUCUUGCGCCGCAGUGCAUUCUGGGUAGAAAUGUUAAAAGGUUUCAGGGUAGCUGUGGGUCUGUUUAUUCAUUUGUUUGUUUUCCUCAGUACUACUUGUGGUUUGAGAGGAAUGGGGGGAAGAGACAAAAGCGAGGCACAGAUGUGUUUGAACCGACGUUCCCCGGCAGGAAAUGGCUUUUUGAUUGAGAUUUUUCAUCCAGAUUUUCGCACAGAGCCCCCCUGCGGUGACGAGCUCUCCCUCCUGGCUGGGGGAGAUCGGGAAUGCUUCCGUUCUCUGUCGCACAGGGUCCACACGAAUUGAUCCUGCCCCCUCAAAGACACCAGGUUUUGCCUACCUUUUUUCUGUUGUAUGUUAACCUCUCCCGCAGCACCAGACUCCUUAGCAGCGCUGCCCCCCCCCCCCAACCACCCAGGAUCGUGUGGGCUGCUACCUUGUUCAGGUUUGCCUGCCAGUCUUUCUCAGCGGAACAACACAAAUUGCUCUUGAGCCAUCAGUCUUGGCGCUUGAGGUUUUCUUUAGCCCCACACUCUAUCCAGUAUAAUAAUUAUAAUUAAUGCUACUUGGGCCUGCUCUUCCUUUGAGUGAGAGGAUGGAGGAGGGAGCUGUCUCCCAUCCAGACACCCACCAGUUCCCUGCCCACAGAACUUCUGUGAUUCUGGCAGCCCUUUGUCCCAACCUGUCGCCCUCCAGGGGCUGAUGGGAACUGUAGUCCAGAGCCUCUGGAGGGGGGCCACUAGGUUGGACAUAAGGCAUGCAGCUCCCAUUGGCUGUGCCCAGACCUGCCACUCAACACACGCCACGGCCAAUCAGACCCUAAGUCCUGCUUUUUUUUUUGUCGCCUCCUUUCCUUUUCUGUGGCUCCUCCCAAGUGGGGUGAUUGUGUUUGCUACCCCCAUCCCAACCCUUGUCCGUUUAAUUUUGGCUCCUUAUUUUUGCCACCUUACUUCCACUUCCCUCCUCUUCCUCCUCCUCCUUCAUGCCGCAUUUCCUUCCACUUUGCCCUUGUUGUUUUCAAAACAGAAGGCCGAAAGGGAGGGGGGAGAGACAGAAAGACCCACAACAAUUUAACUUUACUAUCCAGGGAACUGAGCUAGAAAUAUUUAUUUAUUUUGAGGGGUGGGGGGAGGUGCCUGUUUCUACACCAGAGAUGUCCAGCCUUGGCACAAACGACUCUUUCUUUCCUCCCCCCCCCCUUUCUGUCUGAAAUAGUUUGGGGAGUCGCAUGUCCUUCAGCAUGAAGGGCUGAAGCUCAGUGGCAGAGCACCUGCUUUGCAUGCAGAAGGUUCCAGGUUCAAUCCCUGGCAUCUCCAGGUAGGACGAGGCAAAACUCCUGCCUGAAGCCCCGGAGAGAUGCUGCCAGUCAGUGUAGAAAAUGCACAGCUAGGUAGACCAGUGGUCUGACUCUGUAGGAGGCAGCUUCCUAUGUGACAGGGGCACUGAACCUGCGACCCUCUAUAUGUGUUGCUGGACUCCAGUUCCCAUCAGCUCCCAGGCAGCAUGGCUGCUGGUCAGGGCUGAUGGGAGCUGUAGUCCAACAUCUGGAGUCACAGGUUAUUCACUUGUAAAUCCAGAAGGAAGUGCCUUUCUUCCUGCCAUAGAGGAUGUCUGCUUCUCUAGAAGGCAGUUUCUCCUAGCAUGCGGGAAGAGCGGGGCUCAACGUCACCUCUGUAUCCUGCUUUUCCAGGGAUCCCCGGUGCCACCUUUACCCUGACAGCACCCCUGUAAGGAAGGCUAAACAGACGGCACCAAGGCUUCUGUGGGAUUUGAACCCAGAUUCUCACGUUGAAGCUUUGCCCUGUAGCUGCUAAACCGUAUUAGCUCUCUGCGAUUUCUACGUCUUGCCGGGGAUUUAUUAAAGUGUGAUUGGGGAGAAAGAUUCUGGGAUUGGCCUCUUUACAAUCUCGUGAAGCUUGCUCCUCCUUGAAUCUCUCCUAGAUCACACCCCUCAAGCAGCUUGCUUUGGUUCACGUGAACGCAGCUUGCGUAGACAACUCGGGGGAAUUGGAGUGUUUAAGGGGCUGUGGUUCAAGGGCUUCCCCAAAUAGCACAAGUGUCCCUGGGAGGGAAGGUAGUUCCCCCAACCACACUGAAGAAUACUUUAGCCGAGCAGAGGGGAAGCACAAUGGAUGGAGAGAGCUGAGAAUCCGGGUGGUAAGGGGACCGCUAAUCGAAUGGGCGUUUGCCGCAGAACGUGGCGAUAUUGGGUUGUGUGCAGUGGAGGUGCCUGCAGUCCGCCCACCUUCUCCUUCCUUCCUUCUGCCCCUCCCUCCCUCCCUCCGCUGUGUCGAGCUCCAUUCCAUGUCUCUUACGUUGUGUUUCUUCCCCCCCAGCCCCCUGCAGUGGCCGACGAGGACCUACAGCUCCAGCUAGCCCUUAGCUUGAGCAAAGAGGAACAUGACAAGGUUAGACGCACACCUCCUGCCCCCCACCCGCAGCAGCUCCUCCUCUCGAAAUAAUCAACUAAACCACUUUCCAGCCCCGGCCCCAGAGCAGGCCCCAGCCUCACACUUUCCCCACUAACUCAGCGUUCUCUCUCUCUCUCCACGUCCCGAAGCAGAGCGAUGGCAACAGGGGUGCCGUGUCUCCAUUUUUCACUUUUAGACCUCUUUAAUUGUCCCGCUGUGUAGAGUCAAGAUUUCCCGAGGUGCCUUUCCCCUUCCGAGGGAGGCCCGGAAGGUAGGACAGGUCAGUCCGCGUGUCCUGCUGCUUCGAGAGGCGAUGGGUCGCUGGCGCCUGCUGAGGCGGGUCUUGCGUGCGUCUUCUGCAGAACAGAGGCAAUGGACAGGAGGAGGAGGAACUUCCUGAGCCAUGAGGAAAUGGGGGCCAGGAGUGCUGGCUGGAAAGGGGAGGCCAUCCCUUGGAGUAAGGGAGUUUUGGGGUGGGUGGAUAUUUAGCGGAGGAUGAGGAAGGUGGUAGUUAACAGAUUGGAGCAGCUUUGCCAAGCUGGAGCCCUGAGAUGUUUCAGACUACAACUCCCAUCAGCCCCAACCGGGCCGGCCAGAGCAGAUGGGAGUUGUAGUCCAAAACACCAGGUUGGCAAAGGCCUGGUUAGAGCUUGAGGGUAAGGAGAGAGGAAGACUUCCGCUUUCUCCCUUUGCGAGUGGAGCUUACUAGCUUCAACCAGCAGCGUGGAGGAAGGGAGAAGUUAAGGGGAAACACCAGAACAGAAAGGCCAAGGCUGGCCAAGCCACUUCAGCAUUGGGGGGGCGGGUGGUCUUGGAGCCAGAAUGCCAAGAAGGGAGGCAAAUGUAGAUGAGGUGCUGUUCGCUUGGGCACCUGCAUUUUCAAGGGGGGUUGCAGGGGGGAACGAAUCAGGGCUCCCAUGAAGGGGUGGGGGUGGGACGAGCUGGGCAGCCCUUGGCUCCUUCCUCAGCUCUCCGGAUUGCCCUCUUGAGUUGGACAGAAUCAUAGUGGCGGCUGCUUGAAGCAUCAUCUGGCACACGGCCUGCAGCAGGCCCUCGCCCAGCCUGUUGCCCUGCACCAAAACCACCAGCCCCAGCCAGCACUACCCUUCCUAGCUAGGGAGGGUGGCUUUGGCCCUAAGUGCCAGGCGGGCGCCAGGCUGGGCGAAGGCUGGGCCAUGAAACCUCCGCACUGCCUGCCUCUCUUGAAGGUGAGUGAACUGCUUUGCCCCUGGCCCACGAUCGCUGUUGAUGCCCUCUUGUCCCUCCCACAAUCCCCUUGCAGGAAGAGCGGAUCCGGCGUGGGGAUGACCUACGACUCCAGAUGGCCAUUGAGGAGAGCAAAAAGGAGACGGUGCCUGCCAAGGAGGAGGUGAGGGUGGAGCGGGCAGGUGGCUCUGGAUGGGUACCUGGGGCAGGGAGGGGAGAGGAGAAUAGUAAGGGGGGCCAUUGUUGGAGGCAGAAUUGCCAGGUACACAGGCCUUGGUUUGAUCCUGCAAGGCAGCACUUUAAUGUCCAUCUGAAACUUUUAUUUUUAUUUUUUCCUGCCAAGGAGGUGCUCUGGGUAGUAACCAUGUGACAGUUGUCCAUUUUCUCCUCCAUGUACGUAGAUUUCCCUACCCCUUUUUGCUAGGCUGAGAGAGAGAGACUAGUCCAGGACCACCCAGGGACUGAGUGGAGAUUUGAACCUUGACCUCCCAGGGCCUAAUCUGGCACUCUAACCACUGACCUGCACUAUUUAUUCCUUUGAGAUGGAGAUAUACCCCACCUUUCCUUUCAAUGAGCUCAAAAUGGGGGUACAGUGUUUACUCACCCAUAGUAAUCUAUGAGGUAGACGAGGCUGAUACUCUAACCACGAUGCCAUUCUUGCUCUUGGGGUAUUAUAAAGCGGAGGGCGUGGCGGUAUUGGGGGGGUUGUCACUGUUUUCCAAAUGGGACAAUAGAGACAUGAUUAAUUCCCUGACCCGUUUCUCUGCCUGUCUCCCACAUUCCUUCCCCACCUGCCCCACAUGCAGUCAUCCCUCAUGGAUCUUGCGGAGGUCUUCACCGCCCCUCCCACUGCAGACCCCUGGGGCGGCCCUCCUGCUCCCGCUGACCCCUGGGGUGGCUCUGCCCCAGUUGUAUCCGCAGCUCCCACUGACCCAUGGGGACCAUCUGCUACCGGAGCAGCCCCUACAGGAGACCCGUGGGGGGCCUCUGCGGCACCUCCUGCAGCCCCCCCAGACCCAUGGGGAGGUGCCCCGGCUGCAAGCAGUGACCCAUGGAAACCUGAAGGUAAGAGCGAGAAGUGUCGGAACAGAUCAGGAUAUGAUAAACAUGAUUCAGCAUUUAAGCCUUUUGUUUAAAAUUAGGUUAACUGAAAGGGCUUAGGUGACCUUCCUCACUUGCUCAUUUCUCUCCUGCCCCCUACCAGGAAAAAAGAUACAUUUUAUGGGGCAUUUAUGGGUUUCUCUGUCCACCCCUUUCCUCUGUGUGGUGGAAGACAGGCAGGAUAUACAUUUAAAUGAUAGCUCUUGUGCUUCGGCUCUGCAGCAAUUUUCCUUUCAAGAUUCUCCCUUCCCUUCCUUUUUUUUACUAGUAGGCAAUUCAUCAUUUGACCCUGUUUGAUGGGUGGUGUUAUUUUAUUUGCCGUGGCUCCAUGGUGAGAACAUUUGCUUUGUGCUUAGAAGGCCCCGGGUUCCUUCCUUGGGCCACACCACCCCCACCCCAGCUAAAACUAUCAGUCAAUGGGAACACAACGCCCGCCUGCUGCCAGACAUCAUUGGCCUAGAAAGACCAGCAGUCCGAUUCGGUAUAAGGCAGCAGCUCCCUGUGUGUGUUCAAACCUCGCAAAGAUGCAGCGAUCUCUUGUCGCAGAGCUUUCUUACCAUCUCAGGCAGGACGCCCACUGGCCACUGAGAACUAAAUUACCGUUCUGUCUGCGUCAACCUGGGACUCCUAGGUGUAACACAAACGCAUAAACGUCCAUCCUGAUGCACAGCGGACAGGCUGUUUCCCCAGACGUUGAUAAAGUCUGAUGCGCUUGAUGUUUCCCCAGGUGGAGGUUCCUCUGGGACCACGGCAACGCCACCCACAGAUCCAUGGUCAUCUGGACCAGCUCCCACUUCCCAAGGGAAACCAGCGCCCGAUCCUUGGGCUCCGGCAUCCACGUUUUCUGAUCCCUGGGGUGGCUCCCCUUCCAAGCCCAGCACGAACGGCACAGCGGGUGAGGGACAGCGAGGGCUCCUGAGCCCCUCGGCCUGGUGGAGGGAGGCUUGGGUCAGGCCGGCUGGGAAGUGGGGCUCCUGGGUGCCUUACCCCACGAACGAGAUGCAGGGAACGGACCCCCAGCGCAGGAUGGUGUGAGUCUGCGGGGAACGGGUCCCUUCCGCCCUUGCUCCCCUGUUAACCCUGCUGGCCCACCCCCUUCCCCCUUCUGCCUUGUCCCUCCCCUCCAGCUGGCGGAGGCUUUGAGCAGUUUGGCAGCCCCGGGGAUGGGGACGAGUUCUCUGAUUUCGACAGCCUGCGCCCGGCACUGCCCAAAUCCGGGAGCAGCACAGGUGAGCCCUGCUCCCUGCAUGGCUCCGCCUUCUCACCUCUGCACCUCCACUUUGCCCUGCAUGUCCCCGUCUCUUGCCUGCCACUUUCCUUACUCUCGACCCCCGGGACUGGGUGGCAGCGUUUCCUGGCAUUGCCCUCUGCCCUCUCUUGGGUCAGCCAAACUCAGCUCAGAAGUGACACCCCACGGACCAGUUUUGUUCCUGCAUGUACUUUGAAGAGGGGUCUCUCUCUUUCUUUCUCCCCUUCUCACCCCCCACCCACCCUCUUUCCGGCUUCUUGUCUGACCCUUGCAUGAUUCAAAUUGGGAGCAUGUGCCUAUGACUGUUGCAGAAACUGAAGGGUGUAUCUCUGCUGGCCUUUGUCUUUUCCCUCCACGUUCCCUGUGCUCUUCUGCAUCUUCCAUUCCCUUCUCUCACCACUCUUUCCUGUCUGCCCCCACCAAUCUCUCUCUCUCCCUCUCUCUUUAGGUGAGCUGUCCCUCUUAGCCGGGGAGGUGCCCAUUUGCCGACCUGGCAGUGGCACUGACAGCCCCAACACUUUUGACAUGGCCUCCAUGGGCGGGUCGCUGCCCGAGAUCUCCAAGCCAACGCGGAAGACCCCAGAGUCAUUUCUGGGCCCCAACGCUGCCCUCGUCGACCUGGACUCCCUGGUCAGCAAGCCUUCUACUGCCUCUAGCAUUGCAAAGGCCUCCAACCCCUUCUUAGCCCCUGGUAAGUGCUCUGGGGCCAGGGCACUCUGGGGGUUCAAGCAGGGCAGAGAGAAGGAUAUCUCCUUAGUUCUGUUUGGCUGAGUCAUACAAGUCAGAACGGGGAGGGAAAGAACCACCUCUUCUUAUAUCUGCAUGACUCUCGUUGGGCAGGAAACUCUUGCCAGGACUCUCUUGUCUGGCCCCCUAUUUAUGGGGCUUGCUGUUUUGAAGCAGGAUUAAAAGCAAACCUCUUGAUGGGCUUAAAAAUCUCUUCCAGGGUAAACCAGGGAGAAAAAUGCAGAUGAAGUUGGUUUGUGCGGCUUAUUUUGUGUAAUGUCGCCAUACUGAGUCUAAUUGUUGCGAUGAGGCAUUAACCAAGGCAGAGACCCCACCUUACCCACCAGAAAUCUUCUGCCCAGCACCUUCAUGCAUAACAUCACAGCCAUGAGGCCUAGAAACUUGCUUCACAAACAUGCGUAAACCUCCUCCACUACUCCGUACCGCCCUGUCCUGCUCCCAGCCUGAGGUUUGAGCUUGGAGCGGGGAGGUUGGGAAGCACAACUUCUGGCUCCUUGGAGGCUCAUGCAGUAGAUUUGGAUGUAGGAGCCACAGGUCAUUUCAGUAUUACUGGCCUUGUUUAUAAGGCACAAAUGAGACAAGUCCUCUUUGCUUUAAGCCAGGCCUUCCUUGAGCUUGAGUUUGGUGGGUGAAAGCAGAGCAGGGUUGAUACGCAGUAACUUCCGGGAUGGGCUUGAGCAGCAAGAUUCAGGACAGAGAAAAGGACAUACUUCUCCGUGCUUCAGCGCAUAGUUAAACACUGUAACUUACUCCCACAGAAGGCAGUGAUGGCCGCCAACUGGGAUGGUUUUAAAAGAGGAUUAGAGAUAUUCAUGGAAGACAAGGCUAUCAAUGGCUGCUAGCCACAAUGGCUUCUGGGAAUCUCAAGCCACUGUGAGAACAGGAUGCUGGACUAGAUGGGCUACUGGCCUGAUCCUGCAGAGCUUGAUGAUGUUUUAUGGGGCCGCAGAGGAAACCAAGGCUCCUGAGAGUUGAGGGUGGGAGGCAUCGACCCAGGACUUCUGGGUUCCUUUUAACUUGUUUUUCUUCCUCCUUUCUCUCUCUCUCCUCUAUCAUCCGCUGCAGGUUCAGCCCCAGCCCCAGCCGCGUCUGCCUCAACUACAAACCCCUUCCAGGCGACGGCAGCUGCCCCGCUUUCGCUCAACCAGCUCCGCGUCAGUCCGGUCCUCCCUUUGUCUCAGCCGGCGCCCCCUGCCUUCCCCGCCGCAGCUCCUAUGGUCUCUGUCUCCCCCAUGGCCCCCGGGAUGCCCCUGGCCUCCGUUUCCCCCAUGGUAGGGGUGCAGCCUUUGGGCGCUGUCCCGACUAUGGGGCUCUCUGCCAUGGGCCUGCCCCCUCAGAGCCUGCCGCCCACUGGCGUCGUCCCCAGCAGCACCUCAGCCGCCUCCAUGGGCAGCACCAACCCCUUCUUGCUAUAA
Molecule: messenger RNA, 18206 nt
Organism: Podarcis lilfordi (Lilford's wall lizard)
Lineage: Eukaryota; Metazoa; Chordata; Lepidosauria; Squamata; Lacertidae
Source: the annotation of a GenBank genome assembly